AUGGUAGCCAUAGUACCUAAUGGUGAAGCGUACCCUACUACGAAAAGGUGCGGCGGCUGUGGCAAUUGGGAUCAUCCCGAUUCCGUUUCCGUACCCCCUACAACCGACGCAAAUCAGAGUUAUGGAUUCCCAAUCCGAUAUGCAGAAGAACCAAAAAACAGGACUACCCCCUAUGAAACUUUACCUUAUGGAUAUGGAUGA
Ambispora gerdemannii is the source of this 201-nucleotide messenger RNA. Lineage: Eukaryota; Fungi; Glomeromycota; Glomeromycetes; Archaeosporales; Ambisporaceae. The record is from the annotation of a GenBank genome assembly.